CCGGCCGCCCCCCGGAGCCGGGCGGAAGUCAGCCCGCGCCGUCGGAGCUUAAAAGGCUCCCGCACGCCGCCCAGCCCCAGUGCCGGCGGCCGCAGCGGGGCCAGAGGCAGCGCCGCCAGCCCUGCCGAGGCCGGGCCAUGCGCUGCCCCCCGCCCUGAGCCCCCCUUCCCCGGACCCUUCCCCACCUCCCAGCCGCGCCGCCGGGGCCGGGCUCGGCCCCGCCGCACCCCCGCCGGGCCGGGGAAGGCGCCCGGCGCGAUGGCUCUCCCCGGCUGCCGGGACGGUGCCGCCGCAUCAAGCUGCUCUGGAUUGCAAAAGUGGAGGGGGGAACUGAAACGAAAUUUCCCCUUCCCCCCCGCCAAGCACAGGUUUAAAGGAAAAGAGGACAAAACCCAACGCCCCAAGAAGAAAGAGCGAAAGUCGCGCUAAGCCCCGCUGCCCCCAGCCCGGAGGGAGCCGCAGCGGCCAGAGGAGAGCAAAGCAAAAGAGCCAGGACAGAGCAAAGCAAAGCAGAGCUGAGCCCGGGCCCCGGCGGCCACGGGGGGGGACCUGGCGCCCGGCGCCCAUGCACUUUCCGUCGAGGGAGAAGACGGGUAACCAAAGCGCCUUGUCAAACUGCUGACCCGAGGGGGGAAAUGAGAGGACUGCGUGAGGUAUUGACUGCUGCGGGGAUCGAUACAAUUCGGCUAAUGCAGCGGGGGAUCGGGGGUUAAGUACAUGGAAGGGAAGAGAGGAUCCAUUUGCUGAGGGAGAGCGGGUCGGCUACACCUUGAUACCAAAAAUACCCCCCCUUACCCCCCUCAUCCCCACGGCGGCGAGGUACGAGGCGAGGAUCCAGCAGCUCCCUGCGGACGGCCGGAUCGAUGACACCCUAUUUGCAAACCCGGCCAAUCGAUCCCACUUGGCAAAACGACUGAUCGAUGCCAGCGUGCUCGUAAAGCCCUUUGCAAAACUACCUUCGGCACGCCCCCACACCCCUCCUCGCCUCACUUUUCCUUUUCUUUGAUUUAUUUUUUUGCGUGUUGAGGGGGAGAUCGGCUUUUUUUUCUUCUCCCCCCCCCCUUCAAUUCCACCCGGAUCAGGCCCCUCGCAAAUGGCUUCGUUCCCGGAGGCCGACUUCCAGAUCUGCCCGCUGUGCAAGGAGAUGUGCGGCUCGCCGGCUCCCCUCUCCUCCAACUCCUCCACCUCGUCGUCUUCCUCGCAGACCUCCAGCUCCUCCGGGGGGGGUGGAGGAGGAGGAGGAGGCGGCGGCGGCGGCUCCUCGUCCUGCGGGGGGGGCCCUCCGAGGCGGCUGCACGUCCUGCCCUGCCUGCACGCCUUCUGCCGCCAGUGCCUGGAGGCGCAGCGGCACCCCGGCGCGGGGGACGCGCUCAAGCUGCGCUGCCCCAUCUGCGACCAGAAGGUGGUGAUCUCGGAGCCGUCGGGCAUGGACGCGCUGCCCUCCUCCAACUUCCUCCUCAGCAACCUGCUGGACGUCGUGGUGGUGGCGGCGGCCGCCGACGAGCACAAGAACGGCCGCCCCGUCGCCCCCGGCCCCUCCGCCGCCGGCUCGGCCCCGGGGGUGGGCGGCGGCAACAACCGGCACCACGGCCGCCCCCCGCCGCACCGCUCGGCUCCGCCGGGCUCCUCGCCCGCCGCCGCCGUCUCCUCGUCGUCGUCCUCCUCCUCCUCGUCGUCCGCGGCGCCUUCCUCGACGUCCUCGUCCUCCUCCUCGUCGUCGGGGGGCGGCGGCGGCUCCUCCACGGCCGCGCUGCUGCUGCGGCGGCCGCACAGCCGGCAGGGCGAGCCCCGCUGCAGCUCCUGCGACGAGGGCAACGCCGCCAGCUCCCGCUGCCUCGACUGCCAGGAGCACCUGUGCGACAACUGCGUGCGGGCUCACCAGCGGGUCCGCCUCACCAAGGACCACUUCAUCGAGCGCUUCGCCGCCGGGCCGCCCCCCUCCGCUGCUGCUGCUGCCGCCGGGCCGGCUGCGCCGCUCGCCCUCAGCCCGCCCUACCCCGCCUCGCCCUACAACAUCCUCUCCGUCUUCCCCGACCGGGCCAGCUACUGCCAGCACCACGACGAUGAGGUACUGCAUUUCUACUGUGAUACUUGCUCUGUCCCCAUAUGUCGGGAAUGUACCAUGGGACGACAUGUGGGUCACAGCUUUAUCUACCUCCAAGAUGCUCUUCAGGACUCCAGGACUCUUACCAUCCAGCUCCUGGCGGAUGCUCAGCAAGGACGACAGGCUAUUCAGUUGAGUAUUGAACAGGCCCAAGCGGUGGCAGAGCAAGUUGAGAUGAAAGCUAAGGUGGUACAGUCUGAAGUCAAAGCAGUGACAACUAGACACAAGAAGGCCUUGGAAGAGCGGGAGUGCGAGCUGCUCUGGAAGGUGGAAAAGAUUCGUCAAGUCAAGGCUAAGUCACUCUACCUGCAAGUUGAAAAGUUACGUCAGAACCUAAAUAAGCUGGACAACACCAUUAGUGCUGUUCAGCAGGUCCUGGAGGAAGGUCGUACCAUGGAUAUUCUUCUGGCCCGGGACCGUAUGCUGGCUCAGGUGCAGGAGCUGAAGAAUGUGAGGGGCCUUCUCCAGCCCCAGGAGGAUGACAGGAUCAUGUUCACACCCCCUGACCAGGCCUUGUAUAUGGCCAUUAAAUCCAUGGGCUUUGUUAGCAGUGGAGCUUUUGCUCCUCUGACCAAAGCCACUGGAGAAGGCCUCAAGCGUGCGCUGCAGGGCAAAGUGGCCUCUUUCACAGUGAUAGGCUAUGACCACGACGGUGAGCCUCGCCUUUCAGGAGGCGACAUGAUCUCUGCAGUGGUGAUGGGUCCAGAUGGAAACCUUUUUGGGGCAGACGUCAGUGAUCAACAGAACGGGACCUACCUGGUCAGCUACCGUCCACAGCUAGAGGGAGAGCACCUGGUGUCUGUGAUGAUGUGCAACCAACACAUUGAGAACAGUCCCUUCAAAGUCAUGGUGAAAUCUGGGCGCAGCUACAUUGGUAUCGGGCUGCCUGGGCUCUCGUUUGGCAGCGAGGGAGAUAGCGACGGCAAGCUCUGCCGCCCCUGGGGGGUUAGCGUAGACAAAGAAGGCUACAUCAUUGUGGCUGACCGCAGCAAUAACCGCAUCCAGGUGUUCAAGCCGUGCGGGACUUUCCACCACAAGUUCGGCACGCUGGGCUCCCGGCCCGGCCAGUUUGAUCGUCCCGCUGGUGUGGCCUGUGACAUCUCGCGUAGGAUCGUCGUGGCUGACAAGGACAAUCAUCGCAUCCAGAUCUUCACCUUCGAAGGGCAGUUCAUUCUGAAGUUUGGGGAGAAAGGAACAAAGAAUGGGCAAUUCAAUUACCCGUGGGAUGUGGCCGUCAACGCAGAGGGCAAAAUCCUGGUCUCUGACACGAGGAACCAUCGCGUUCAGCUGUUCGGGCCCGAUGGAGCGUUUCUUAACAAGUAUGGCUUUGAAGGGGCACUCUGGAAGCACUUUGAUUCCCCCAGAGGUGUGACUUUCAAUCACGAGGGCCACUUGGUCGUGACAGACUUCAACAACCAUCGCCUGCUGGUCAUCCACGCCGAUUGCCAGUCAGCACGCUUCCUGGGCUCGGAGGGCAGCGGCAACGGGCAGUUCCUGCGCCCGCAGGGAGUGGCGGUGGAUCAAGAGGGGCGCAUCAUUGUGGCCGAUUCCAGGAACCACCGGGUGCAGAUAUUUGAGUCCAAUGGUAGCUUUUUAUGCAAGUUUGGCACUCAGGGAAGCGGCUUUGGUCAGAUGGACCGUCCUUCAGGUAUAGCCGUCACCCCUGAUGGCAUGAUUGUUGUGGUCGACUUUGGAAACAAUCGAAUUCUCGUCUUCUAAUCUGUGUUUGAAUUAGGAAGAAACUGUCUCAGGGAAAUUCUUCUAAGAGAAAAUGAAAAAAUACAACGUUGAUUCAAACCUACCUCAUCUUUAAUUUUUUUACAGAUGAAUGUACUUAUCUUUUCUGCAGGGAGUGAGCCUGUAAAGUUAAAUUCUAUCUACCUCAUUGUCCUCCCUUCCAUCCCCAGUUUCUCUCCUCCUCCCCGUCCCAACACACUCACAGUUCAGAAAAUUUUUACCUCUCCCCCCAUGGGGUUUCAUGCACAAACGUGUUGCUGUGCACAUUAGGUGGUUUGUGUGGUAUAUUCUGUAGGCUUAAGCCAAAAAGGCGCUAUAAGUUUUUUUUUUUUUUUUAAUGGAGAAAAUGGUAGUAGGUAUUUGUAGAGAAUUUGUGUUCUUGACCAUACUGCAGUUCUGUGGGUGGGGACACGGGAGGGGGAUUUUUUUUUUUGAAUUGCUGCUGCAGCAGAGAACUUUUUCCUGUUCUCCUUUUUAUACCUCAGUGUGUUUGAUUUACUGGUGAGCACAGUGUCUUGUUCCCAGAGACUUUGAACGUUUUGUGGAAGUGAGUGGGAUUUACUCGCCAGGAAGAGCAAGCUUGCAUCUUUUUGGCAUUUCUGUGUACUUUUUCUGAAACACAGUAAUCCAACAGCACAAAGAGAAGCUGAUGAAAAUGCACAAAAAUUCUUUUGAGUUGAAACCAAAUUGUUCCUUCUAGUGGCUUAGUUCAGUUGUCAAAAAGCUUAGACAAAGCAAGGCUUCCUGUAGUGUAACCUGUCCUUGAGUUAUUUCUUUUUAUAUCUUUUCAUCUGAAAGUUUAGUAUUAAAGUCUUUUCUGUUAUCAGUAUGUAUGCCUAAUCUGGAUAAGAAGUUAUGAGGAGCAUUGAAACAGGGAAAAUCAAGCCCUUGAUUUAAUUUUUUUUUUGUGAAAUGACUAGCAUGUUUUUUGGUUUUUUGGUUUUUUGGUUUUUUUUGGCCCUCCCCAUAGGGAGACUUUAAGGGGGAAAAAGUUCAAUGGAUUUGUUAGAAGUGGUACCUAUUUCCAAAAGUAAGAAAUAAGCACAGCUUUGGAGAUUCAGGGUGAGUUUUGGAAAAAUCAAGUCUCUUGUGUUUAGAGGAUUGCAAUAACUAUCAGUGGUGAAACUUUUUUCAUCCUCUGGCUUUCCCAGGGAGCUGGACUGGAAUAGUCCGGAAGCUCUAAUUCAGUAUUUCAGGUGGGGUGAGCCUGUGGCUCCAUGUAGCUCUUGCUACAGAUCCAAAUGAAAAGUUACUAGUUCCAGCCUAAGGCAAAUUAUAUCAAGAUGAAACUUUUUUUUUUUUCCCAGGGCAGUACCAAAGAAUUCUGUGUAAAAAAUAAACUAAUGAUCCUUAAAAGCUUGGAGGCAGGGCGAAAUUAGCCCUUUCAGGGAUAUAAAAAAUGCUCUUUUGAGAAGCAGAAACUUUCUGGGACAAUAGAUAUCUUUCUAAUAAACGAGGGACUUUGAGGCCCUGGAAGUUCUAGUUCUAUUCAAAAUUUUCAAUUCACAUUUAGCUGUUAGUGCAGGUAUGGUCUCUGGAGUUGUUGCUUUAUCCUCUGGAUGAGGCACUUAGUGGCAAUGGUUAAAGUUAGGGAGCAGAGGGCUUUUCUGUCACUCAGUGACAGAAGGAUUCGUGUAUCAGUAGUCUUUGCCUUGGAAAUGCUAUGGGAUUUAUAUUACUGUUUGCAAGAGAAGAUCUCUGAAACAUAAACAUGGUCAAUGUCUGAAGGGCCUUUACCAUCCUCUGCGGAAAGGGUUCAUCCCUUUGCCAACUAUCAUGCACAAAAGUAACCUGAGAUUGAAAGGCUCUUCAUAAAUUUGUGAGAAAUCACAAGGUGCACUUUCCUUCUUGCUGCUUUUCCCCUCCAAGGAGUGUUAACUUUCUGGGUUUUGUAGAAAUCCUGAUGUGUUGCAUAUAGACUUCCUCCACUUAGAGGAGGCUUAAACUUAAAGGACCAGAAAGAAACAGACAAAUUCAAUGAGAUGGCAAAACCUUUUAAAAGAAGGGUGAGGAAAACCACCUAAAUUAAAUAACUGUGCUGCCUUUCAGCCAAAGCCUCAAGGAAGCAAACUCUUCAAGGCAGUAUGUUUCAGCUGGGCUUAAUCUUAGGAUAGCAUGUUUUAAAAACAGUCUUCAAAAGGAUAAUCUUUUAUACAGAUGUCUGUCAUUAAACUUGUGUGGCCACUCAACACGUGGGUAUGAGAGAAACCUAGUUUACCUUCAGCUUCAAGUUCUACUUGUGUGCAUGCCUCCCAUCUUGGGGGUGGCCAACAUUUAUGGCAGAUGUCCGUGUUUGCUUUGUAUUAUUCAGUCCAAGAAUUAAUUGCAAUUUUGGGCUGUGAAAAGUAAUACCUGCAGGAUCUAGAUACCAAAGAAAAUUGGUUUUAAAAGCUUUAAUAUUUAGUUUGCUGUGUCCUUGCAUUUAACCUAUCAUGUCUUAAUGAAAAUGCCAGGUCUAUCAAUAUCUUGACCUGAGUGGCUGUCGAUGUUAGUGUGCUAGAAACGCUCUUUUGCUUUGAUGCUUACUGGGUUCCUUCUCUGGGGCUGGGAGAAGGGAGUUGUUAUCCAGGCCUUUGAAAAAGAAAAGGCUAAGCAUGUGUUCAGCAUUAUUGAACAGAAAUAUUCUUGCCUUUUUCCAGCCCGCACUGUGUAGAAGGUGACAGACAAGUUGCCCUCUGCUGUUUGGUGUGGAGCCAUUGCACAAACCGCCAGUCCAGCUCUGUCAGGGAGAAUGACUAACUUUUAACUUGCUGUCCGCCUAAUUCAGUGGACUUGCUCACAAACCAUUAGGCCUCAAGCGUUUCACCUCAUGUGUUGGGGAGCUUUUUUGUUUUAAAAACACUACUAUUUAGCUACCCAAACUAAUUCCUUAACUUUGUCACAGUGCUAAGCACACUUGGUCUCAGUGAAAAGCAGUAGUGUAGCUUAUAAAAUGGAGUUUUAUAUGCAAUGAAGAUGAGUAGCGAUAAUAUACAAGUUCAAUGCCAACAUCAGACACUUUCUAAAAGUUCCUCAUAGGGUAAGAUGUAGCUAAUGAACAAGAUUCAAACCUUGUUCUGUUUUUUCCAUACAUGUUCUCAUGCUAUGAACUUUCUAAGGUUAAUGGCCUGGUAUAAUAUGUGGUAAAAGUGUACAAAGGGAAAAAAAGCAAGGCUUUGAAGCUUGAUUGCAAACCAAACAAGCCUAAGUGUUCGGAGUAAUCUUCUGAACCGGUGGAGAUGAUGGCCUGGAGAAGGGUAAGGUGAGCUUGUGCCUCUUUCUCUUAGCUCUAGCGUUGGCAGAUGAGAUGUGGGUAACAGACCUGUCUGCUAGAAAUCCCAAAGGAAUCUCACCAUGCCAGGUUAAAACAGUGGCUCUCCGGCAAACUUUUUGCUUGACAAUGUUAUCAGCGGUCAGUUUGGCUGUUCCAGGCUUAGCCUAUGAAACAAUCUUGUCCCUUCUCAGUUAAGCAGGAACUUCAGCCCCAAACCACAGCAGACACAGUACUUGAUAAUGCAGGUCCUUCAGAUAACUCACUCCUUUUAUUUAGAACCUUUAAAUAACUUGAAGCCCAUAAACCCAAACUACAAAGAUUUAGUGAAUGAUGACAACACCUGAAAACUAAUGCGUAUUGGGGCCAGACAUAACCAAGUUGGGAGAAAGAAGAGCAAGGUACUUGGAUGUGGCCUUCCCUUGUAAUUGCAGGAAAAUGGGCCCGGUCUGUUUUGUUACAGUUACACCAAAAUUAAUUUUGGAAGAGAGCAGGUUUAUCGGCUUAUCUGGCCAUGUCUUUGAUCAUAAGAUUUCUGUUCAGUUCUGGUUUAAAAGAAAUUGUGCCAAAGUGUUUUGUUUAUUUUUUUUAAAGGAGUGUAAGCCAAAUGGUGCCAAAAGGUAAGAGGGUAUUUAAAAAUAGAGAUAUUUAGACACAGUUUGGAGCUGUAUAAAAAAUGAACACUGGUACUUGCGUUAGACAAAUAUUGUACCUUUGGUCUUUUGUCCUUGGGAGUUUGAAACCCAGUUUGUGGUACAAAAUGCACAACUAAAGAUGCCACUAUCUAUCUUUUCUCGAAGUUCUACCUCACUUUGCAGAAGUUAAUCAUCUACCUCAAUUUAGCAUCAGACAGGUUUGAGAAAUAAUUGAGAAUCUGCCUGGGGGAAGGAUUCAUCCUGCUUUUUGGACAAGCAUUUAACUGAAACAGAUAUUAAAUGUGUACAAUACGGUGGCUUGCUUUUGUUUUUUGUUUUGUUUUUUCUGCCUGCCCAUGGAAAUACUAAGCUGCCCUUGCUAGAGAAUCUGUAAAUAAAACCAAAUGUUCGUAUACUCUGGCAAACAGGACUGAGAUACCUGAAACACUUGAGUUUGAUCCGUUUUCACUACGAAGUAUGGAAAUGUAACCUCCUUUCAGUAUUAUGACACUACUAGCCGACAUACUUCAUUUAUUUGCAGUGUUCUUAUGUCGAUGAGACCUAAAGGUCUUCUCUCUACAAGAGAAACUUUUAUGCAUGCCUACAAGUAUGUCCUGUUCCUGUGUGGAAAGACUAACGUUAUGAUUGCUGUAAACACAAUGCUGUACCAAAUGCUUGAAGGGAAUAAGAUACUGAUUUUCUUGACUUGGUGAUUGUAUUAGUAGCUUUCUUGACACAAUGGGAUUUUUUCCACCAUGACAAAGCAACCAAGUUCCUAUUCCUGGAGGGCGGUUUAAGUUCAGAUAUUCUCAGGAGAGGCAAUUUAAAACCAGUGUGUUGGGUUUUUACACAACUCUAAUGGCGACACACAACGUGCCCCUUGUUUUACCUGUGGAGUAAAGUUGCAGAAGCACAUUUUCAGAUCACUGUAUUGAAAGAUCUUUGUUCCUCCCCUGCUCACAUUCAGGGGUGACAGAAGCGGGUACAGAGACUCCCUAAUAACGAUAGGCUGUGUUGGGUUUGGUAAAUGUUAUGGUGGAAAAUGUACAUUGAUGUCUCUAAGUGAUCUUACGGGUUAACAAGCCAGAGUGGCAUCUUUUUUCCAUCAUUGUUUAACCAAUAAUGGUUCUAAAAAUGCUUUGUGUACCUGCAUGGUCUUAGACCUUCUAUUAAAUGAUUGUAUCAACUUACAAACUCAGGUAGAUAAUUUUUUAAGCUCUUUUCAUGGAGCCUUACUGACUGAAUGUUAAGUGUCUGUGUAGUGACGUAGUUAAGUAACUUCCUUUUGAGCUACCAGACUAGUUUAAAAAAAAAAAGUCCUUUUAUAGGUUUGUAGAGAACUUUUCAGACGAUGUAGUAGUAUUUUCCUUCAGAGGGAGAGAUGUCUGUUCUGGGUUUUGUUUUUAGUUUCUUUUCUAAAACGACUGAAGCUUUUAACUAGGUUGUAAGGUGUGGUUAGUCACCGAAGUUGGUGGGGGUAUCUUACUGUACGUGACUCUUGUUUGUGCUGUGCAUUACCUGUCAAGUGCUGCUGGGUUGGCGCAGCGAGGGUGUCAAACACGUGCCUGCAGUGUGAGGAGCUCUGGCCUUGCUCAAGUAGAAAUUGGAAGCCUGUGACAAAAUGGAGGUCGUGCACUUGAAACCGGUGCGACAAACUUGCAUUUUCUGCCCUCAUUUAAUUGCCUGUACAUGCAUGGCCCCAUCCUAUAAAACUUCAUUACUAGUGUAUAACUGGUGUUGCCUCGAUGCAGGCUCACAUCAGGAUCCAGAAUGAUUUUGUCAGCCCGUGGAUGUUGGGCAUCCUGAGACAAUUGGGUUUGUGGUUUCCCGUUCUGCUGCAGUUGUUUCUCUUAAGCGAUUAAUCAUGCUGCUCUCCUAAUAAUAAUAAAAAUGUCUCAGCAGGACAGACAGUGCUUUGCUUUUAAUGAGCUGCUCAGAGCUUCUGUAUCUAAUUGAUAAUGAAACAGGCUGUGACAAGAGCUGCCAUGCUCUGGGAAGGGCAUCACAUUUCUACUUGGACAAAAAGCAACAUUCCUGGCUGGGGGAUGUUGAGUACUGCGGCGAGGCAAGCACGACAGGUUAUGUGCAAACUUUUAUGUAGAGUAAGCGAGCAAAAUGUUAGAACUCUUUUUGUGUUAAUGGAGGCUUCUGAAUGUAUCUCUGUGGUCCAUAGGGAAGGCUGAAGGAUGUAGCAAGGAGAUGAUGUAUCAGCUACUGGCAGCCUUAAAACAAAGUCAGUGUCUCUCUGGACUUUAAAAUGUUCCUAUGCAGUUUAUUUUAUUUUUGUUUAAUCAAAUAAAUGUGAUGAGUUUUUUCAUGGCAAA
Anas platyrhynchos (mallard) is the source of this 10050-nucleotide messenger RNA. RefSeq names its product tripartite motif containing 71 (gene TRIM71). Gene Ontology annotation, biological process: proteasome-mediated ubiquitin-dependent protein catabolic process; protein polyubiquitination. Gene Ontology annotation, molecular function: zinc ion binding; protein binding; ubiquitin protein ligase activity. Lineage: Eukaryota; Metazoa; Chordata; Aves; Anseriformes; Anatidae. The record is from RefSeq and is a predicted model, not a curated record.